Morchella importuna is the source of this 4338-nucleotide messenger RNA. RefSeq lists its product as uncharacterized. Gene Ontology annotation, molecular function: SNARE binding; guanyl-nucleotide exchange factor activity; phosphatidylinositol binding. Bases 1 to 4338 code for a protein of 1445 amino acids. Gene Ontology annotation, biological process: early endosome to late endosome transport. The record is from RefSeq and is a predicted model, not a curated record. NCBI's taxonomy places the organism in Eukaryota, Fungi, Ascomycota, Pezizomycetes, Pezizales, Morchellaceae. Gene Ontology annotation, cellular component: early endosome; plasma membrane; late endosome. The transcript is spliced from 5 exons.
AUGCCUUUACUCAACCCAUACCUCCGUGCCUUCUUUCGCUCCACGCUUCCCGCCCAAUGCACUCCGGUACAAGAUUACAUCCUCCUGGUACCCACAACUGAGAUUCUUACAAACACUCGCGAUCGGGAGUCCGGGGCGCUUUACGCCGAUCUUGCGGGCGUGGAUGAGUUCCUGGGGAGCCAUGUGUUACGGGUUCCGAGCGGAGGCAGCUCGAGUCCCAUGGUCGGGAGCAGGGAAAACAGGGGGAAAGCAAGGCAGUUUACAACAUUCAAUGGGCGGACUGUGGUUGUGAAGGAUAGUUGGGUUUAUUCGAAUAAGGGUUUCAGGAGCUUGAAUCAGGCACAGCUACUGAACGAUACGCUGUUCUAUCCCGACAUCAGCGACCCCCAACAGUGGCUUAUCUACUUUAUUUCACGCCCGCUUAUCGGUAGUCUCGAGGUCGUGUCAACGAUUCCUCCGCAGUUACGUGACCGCACAGCUGUGGAAACAACCGCCUCGAGGGCAACUGGGCAAGUAUCAUCAUCGUCGUCGGGACCAUCGGCAAAAAAGAAAGAUGUAAAAUCGUUCAAUGAGCUUUUAAUGCUCUUUCCCAUGAUUGCUCGUCAAAUGCAGCCCGGGCUCGAAAAGCUAUUCCAAGACUUUGAGGUCUCAUUCCAGAAAUUCAAACCGCUUCCCAUGCCUCCGCCCUCACCAAAGAGCGUGGCAUCUGGAGUUUCAAGUAGUAGGGCUUCGACACACUCAAGCGUCAGCGGCGAUGUUUAUAAACAGGCUGCUGAUGAGGCCGAGAUUCGCCGGAGUUUGGAAAAUGCAAUCAUGACUGCAGUAGACUUAUUCCAGCGGGUUGACCAGUCUCAACUCAAUCUACUAGCAUCGACGACGGACUUGACUGGUCCGGCAUGCGAUCGGUUGAUUGAACGUUAUGUAGCUGAGCAGCUCCAUGAUUCCAUCUUGUUCCCGAGGCUCUGCGCCACGAAGAACAUUGAGGAUGAGGAGCUGGAAGGUAAGAUCAUGGAUAUGGCCAAUGUGGAUUUGACGCAAGUUGGGAUUCCAUCCCUAGAUCAACAGGAGAAGAAGAGCCUAGUGAAUAGACUCGGAAGAGGCAUCAAGAGUUUUGCAAAGAUUGGGGCUGCGAAGAGCCCACAUGCCAUGACAGAAUACCUUCUUGAGACAGCUCAGACACUAACUCGGCUUGACGAUGACCCACCUGAGUCGGAACCAAAGAAUCCGGAGAAGAGCUCAGUUGUAACUAUGAAUGCAGAUAUGCUUGUCUCCUUGCUUCUUAUUGUUGUUAUUAGAGCUAAGGUGCCGAACCUGCAUGCUUGCUUGAGUUACAUGCGUAACUUUAUCUUUGCGGAGGAUGUCGAGCAGGGCGAAACUGGAUAUAUCCUUAGCACUCUCGAAGCAGUGUUAUUCCAUAUCGCUCAAGACCAUGCGUUGUCUGCGGCGAGCAGGAGUAAUGAGAAACUAUGGAGGAGUGUAAAGGCGGGAGAUUUGGAGGCUGUGAGAAGGUUACUAGAGGUUGGAGGUGAUUCUAGGAGUAGGGCAAGUAGCCGUGUGAGAUCUGAUGAUGGAUUUGAAUCCAAAAGUGAGAGCGGGAGUGAUGUGGAGAACACAGCGGGGCGGAAUGGUGAGAACGGGAAUGGUGAGGGGCACAACAUUGAGGGACAAAACGGUGUACCAACAGUCCAGGUAUACAGCCCAGUAGCGGAACAUGGGGGGGGUUUUAUGGAAGAGCUGCAAAAGGUAUCGGAGACAAAUGGGGAUAACGAUGAGGAAUCUGGAUCAGAGGAUGUCGAGGAUGGAAAUGUGACCAAGACGACUGAGGAAACGACUCAAGAAACGACUGGGGAUGAAACCACGAAUCAUGAAUCUACGGCCAAUAGCACCGAACCAAAACAUGAAGAGCCGAAAAGUACCACUGAGGAUACUGCUGUUGAGGAGGCUGAAUCUUCGCAGGACGCACUAAAGAACGGUGAACAAGAAAUCGAAGAGGAGAAGGAGUUGCCAGCGGUCCCUACUGUGACAAAACCUUUAACAAACUCCGAAAUAGUUGAAGAGGUCUUCAUUGACCCCUUCGAAGCUGAACCGGUUGAUGCCCCAUCUGCCCCUGCCGGUAGUAUCUCCACUCUGCGAAUAGAGGAUAUAAUUACCGAUGGACAAGAUGAUAGUGCCUCUGUCUUGAGUGUUACCCUUGCCCCACCAGUACCAACAAAACCAUCGCGCGGCUCUCCAAACGGACGUGCAGGAACAGCCCGAUUCGAGGUUGACGAACCGGUAUCUUCAAACAAGUUCCCAUCCCGUAGGGAGAGAUGGAGUACAGCCAGUCUUGCGACAACUCUAAAUGAUACAAGUAGUAUGACAAGACUAAGCAGAACAUACACCUCGCAGUCUCAAACGGCAGAUAGUUUCUCUGUCGAGAAACUCAGCAAAACCCGGAACGCGAGUGGAGAGAGUGUGCUCAUGAUGGCUGUACAGGAAAGGCGGACAGAGGUAUUGAAGUAUCUCCUCGAGACCAAGUUCUUUGACCUCGAUUUUUUGGUAGAAGACACCAAUAAUGAGGGGACUACACUUUUGUCUGCAGCCGUCCAAGCAGAGAGCCAGGACAUCGUGGACCUAAUAUGCCCAUACCUAUUCGAGCUCGACGAAGCAGCACUCAGGAAGUACUUUACCCGCCCUGAUACAGCUGGGAGAACAGUCGCUCAUUAUCUUUUCAAUACCCCCGACCUCAUCAAGCGCCUGGGCCGCUGGCUGCCAUGGAAAGUUAAAGAUAAGAACGGCCAAACACCUUUAUUUGCACUAUGCCGUAGCUACGAUCACGCAAAAUACAAAGAGAUGGUAUCAUCGGCGAUUAAACAAGCGCAAGCAGCACAAGGAGAUGGAUGCAAACUGCAUCUUGACGAGCAUGUGGACAAUAAAGGAAACACUUUAUUGCACAUUGCGGGAGACCCUUCGGUGUUGAGGACCAUGUUAAGAUGUGACUCGGAAGUGAAUGCAGUCAAUGAUCGAGGCUUCACGGCGCUGAUGGUUGCGAGUAAGUAUGGACGGGUGGAGAUGGUGAGAACCUUCUUUGCGGAUGGCAGGGUAGAUCUGUUGGCGAAAGAAUUGAGGGGUUUGACGGCGGUAGAGCUGGCGAAGGAUGAUGAUGUGAGAAACCGCAUCGAUGACUUGGUGCUAUUCCAGAAUCCACAUGGAGAUGAUGGAAGGGUUACUGCGGUUGUGAGAAGCUUCUUCGUAGAAGAUGCGACGAUUAGGGUGGUCGUGAAGAGUGGUGCCCCGGCGGGAGAGAGCACGUUCACCAUUACAACAUGUCGGCGUUCCUUGACGGAUUUUCAAUUCCUUCAAGAGUGGCUCCAAUAUGAGAACCCCGGGUCAUGGUUACCAGUUUUAAACGUGCCGAGGAGUCCAUACCAGAUCCCGUCAAAACCAUCAAGAUCGGUGCUGAGAGAUAUACAAUUGCGGGUUGAUUGUUUUCUCAGAACAUUGCUCGCGCACUCCACAUUCUCGACGCAUGAGCUUUUAUGGGAAUUUUUUCUUGUUCCAGAUUUACAGCAGGAACUAAUGAUGGAAAGGAGUAAGAAAAAGGCAGAGAUAAGGAUGGAGAGAAUUAGGGAAGAAUUUACACCCAUAGAAGAUAUUAGGGACGUAGAGAACUUCGUAAGCUAUGCGAAGGAUAGUGUAAGAAGUGUCAACUACGCUUGUAGGAGUGUUACAAGAAGAGCCACGGCUCUGAGGUACAACAUGUUCGAUCUAUCGGACUCGUACAAGUUCUGCUUAAAACAUCUCAGUGGAUUCAAGUUCCUCCAAGACACAGAACACCUGUCCGCCUUCAACCGCUUCUCUGAAGCCUUAAUACCAAACGAAUCAAAUCCCUACACACUCUUCAUCGAAGACUUCCGAAACCUGCAAGCCUCACUGAACGGGGUCAUGGCCGCAAUGGACCGACCCCGCCAGCUUAUCAAUCAGAUGUCGGUCCUUCAAAAACAAGUAGACAAACAUAUACUCUCACUCCGCCGGUCUGACCGCUGGCCGCUCGGUCUUCUUGACGACACGCGUGCCAAGAUCCACCAAGAGGCUGCGGAGAAUGUGGCAAAGAGUAAAGAAGAGUACAUGCAGCUUAGCAGUGAGCUGAGAUGCACUCAAACCGUGGCUGCUGCUGAGUUGAGUAGCUUUCAUGAUCUCCAUGAGAAGAUGGCAAAAAGGGCGAUAAGAGACUUUGCCAAGAGGUGUGUAGUGGGGGAGAGAGCAAAGUUGGAGAGUAUGAAAAGGGCGAUAAGGGGCAUAUCGAAGAUGGGGUUUGAAAAGCCUCCUAAGCCUAUGACGGCACCGACUGAAAAUUAG